UGAUAUCCUCAGUACUUAUCGGGUUAUUGCAACCAAGCAGUCUUAAGUUGACAGUAUUCAACGGUAUAUAGAACGAAGUUAAAAAUCAGCAACAAAACAUGAAGUCAUCUAUGUUAUUCGUUUCGUUAUUGCUGAUCGCCACUUUGCUACUGGUCAGAGUGCCUGAAGCAGAAUCGACAAUAAUUCUAUUGCUUUGUGCUCUACGAUCACCAUUAUGUCCGUUCACUACAACUACAACCACAACGGCAGCUCCUAGUGGUUCCUAAGUGUGGACAAAAGGCACCGAUAUUAAACAGCACAGGAUUUUAAAGUACUCAGCUGUCAUUUAAUGGAAUUGGAUAUAUAAAUAAAAAAAAAAAACAAAUGUAAUGCAAAUUAAAAUAAAA
Messenger RNA from Zeugodacus cucurbitae (melon fly), 386 nucleotides. RefSeq lists its product as uncharacterized. The transcript has a single exon. Lineage: Eukaryota; Metazoa; Arthropoda; Insecta; Diptera; Tephritidae. Bases 99 to 266 code for a protein of 55 amino acids. The record is from RefSeq and is a predicted model, not a curated record.